Messenger RNA from Trichophyton benhamiae CBS 112371, 282 nucleotides. RefSeq lists its product as uncharacterized. The record is from RefSeq and is a predicted model, not a curated record. The coding region runs from base 1 to 282 and encodes 93 amino acids. Lineage: Eukaryota; Fungi; Ascomycota; Eurotiomycetes; Onygenales; Arthrodermataceae. The transcript has a single exon.
AUGAAUGACUGCUCUUCUCUGUUCUUUGCAACUGCGAAUACUGCUUAUCAGGAGAGGCAGAAGAUGAGACGUUCUGUACAUGAUUUGCGACGUUCUGGAUGGCGGAGAGAAGAUGCUGACAAAUUAUGUCACGUGUCCUUUGUUUAUUUUUGCCACUGUCAGAGAAAAAGAAAAAGUCUGGGGAAGAAGAAGGAAACAAAAGAUAAACAGGAUAAAAAGACGGAUGCAGAGAAGAAAGAAAGGGGCAUUAUAUAUGGUGUAGAGGAAGGAGAAGGGCUAUAG